Anopheles nili is the source of this 1078-nucleotide messenger RNA. Its product is annotated as peptidoglycan recognition protein 3-like. Gene Ontology annotation, molecular function: zinc ion binding; N-acetylmuramoyl-L-alanine amidase activity. Gene Ontology annotation, biological process: peptidoglycan catabolic process. The coding region runs from base 109 to 1017 and encodes 302 amino acids. NCBI's taxonomy places the organism in Eukaryota, Metazoa, Arthropoda, Insecta, Diptera, Culicidae. The transcript has 5 exons. The record is from RefSeq and is a predicted model, not a curated record.
CAGAAAACCACUUGGAACUUUAAUUAAGGUUGAAAGUGCUGUAUCGUUCGUUGCUUGAUACAAAGCGAGUUUUUUUCAACGAAUGAUCGUUCGACGUAUUCGAAGUGGAUGAUUACAGCCAUGAAACCUGUCCUUUCACGAUAUUCUUUUAUUCAACUAUUCAAUUUCAUUUUAUUGCAGGCGGCAUGUCGCUUCAAAGUGCGUUACAUACAAGUGAAUCACAUGGACGGCCUAAACUACGAUGAUAUAACUUACAAUUUUCUGAUCGGUGGUGAUGAAUACAUUUACGUAGGGCGCGGAUUUCAGAAAAUGGGCGCUCAUACUCAGGGUUACAAUUCCAAGAGUGAAGGGAUCGCUUUUAUCGGAAACUAUGAUUACGUCGAUGAUCCAACGACUACGCAAAUGGAACAACUACAGUUACUGCUUGAGCAUGGCAUCAGCCAAGGCUAUAUAUCUAAAAGUUACAAGAUAUAUGCUUCCCAACAGCUGAAUGUAAACGUACCAACAGGGAAGAAGCUAAUAGAAGCACUUAAAAAAUUUCCCAACUUCGUUGAUAAAACAUCCAAUACCAAUGUUAGCAUUUAUACAAACUGUAUGUACCAGGUAAAGCUGAUCCAAGACUUUCACAUAUCUCCCGACUCGAAGAACUUUUCCGAUAUAGCUUACCAAUUCCUUGUCGGGGGAGAUGGAAACGCAUACGAAGGUAGAGGAUGGACAAAGCAAGGUGCACACACUAAAGGUUUUAACGUAGACAGCAUCUGCAUCGCGUUCAUCGGAACAUUCAUUUCCAAGGAACCGCCGAUCGCACAACUAAGUGCCGCGGAACAACUAAUCCAGCAGGGACUUGAAGGCUACUACCUGGCUUCCAACUAUAGCUUGUUCGGGCAUCGACAGCUGGCACCAUUCGAAAGUCCGGGAAAGGCGCUGUACAAUAUCAUUAAAACAUGGCCUCACUGGUCUAACAAACUGAGCGAUAACCAUUGGGUCGAUCCAUCGAAGCCAACGACGAUGCAUUGAUACCAUUGAUGCUGCAAAAAGACUGUGAUGAUAAAAACAAUCGAAUAACACUUUCACAAUU